Messenger RNA from Coturnix japonica (Japanese quail), 4126 nucleotides. RefSeq names its product transient receptor potential cation channel subfamily C member 4 associated protein (gene TRPC4AP). Gene Ontology annotation, molecular function: phosphatase binding. Gene Ontology annotation, biological process: ubiquitin-dependent protein catabolic process. NCBI's taxonomy places the organism in Eukaryota, Metazoa, Chordata, Aves, Galliformes, Phasianidae. The record is from RefSeq and is a predicted model, not a curated record. Gene Ontology annotation, cellular component: Cul4A-RING E3 ubiquitin ligase complex.
GGGGGAGGGGGCGCUUCCUGUUUGUCUCGGGCCGAGCGGGGCAGCGGCCAUGGCGGGUGUAGGCCCUGCGCCCGGCGGCCGGAGGCGGCGCGGAGCCCCCACGAACAUCCUGGCUCAGCUCCGCCACGGGCAGCUCAGCGGGCGAGGCCUCACGCGGGGGGCGCAGAUCACAGAGGCCUUGUUGAAGGAAAGAGAUAAACAAGCGAAGUGGAAUGGGAUUCCCCUGCUGUUACAAAAGCUAUAUGAGCACAGUCACCCAAACAGUGAUUUCUCCCAGUGCCAAAGCAUCUUAAAGGAAAUCUCUCCACUUCUUUCAAUGGAAGCCAUGGCGUUUGUGACAGAAGAUAGAAAAGCUGCUCAGGAGUCCACUUUCCCCAAUACAUACACAUUUGACUUGUUUGGAGGUGUUGAUCUUUUAGUAGAAAUUCUCAUGAGACCAACUCUUAUGACACAGAAAAAGAAACAAAAAAUAAGUGAUGACCUCAUCAAGGACUGUUUAAGCAUACUGUACAACACGUGUGUAUGUACGGAGGGAGUCAUAAGGCGAUUGGCAGAAAGAAAUGACUUUGUGCUCUUCCUGUUUACACUGAUGACAAACAAAAAGACAUUCCUACAAACUGCAACACUCAUUGAAGAUAUCUUGGGAGUAAAAAAGGAAAUGAUACAACUGGAUGAUAUUCCUAAUCUUGCAAGCCUUGUGUCCAGUUUUGAUCAGCAACAGCUUGCAAAUUUCUGCAGGAUCCUUGCUGUCACAAUUUCAGAACUAGACACAGGAAGCGAUGACAAGCACACCCUUCUUGCAAAAAAUGCCCAGCAGAAAAAAAACUUGGGUCCUUCUCGAGCUGAAGUUAAUCAAGCUACACUUCUGAAUAUACCAGGUUUCAUUGAACGAUUAUGCAAACUGGCAACACGGAAGGUAUCUGAAACAACAGGCACCUCCAGCUUCCUUCAGGAGCUUGAAGAAUGGUACACCUGGCUGGACAAUGCCCUCGUGCUUGAUGCAUUAAUGAGAGUGGCAAAUGAAGAGGCAGAGCAGAGCAGUACAGAGUCUUCUGAUGAAAGUGGUUUGGCCAACACCUCAACACGAACACAGCUUCCACAGUCUAUGAAGAUCAUGCACGAGAUCAUGUAUAAGCUGGAGGUGUUGUAUGUCCUCUGUGUGUUGCUCAUGGGGAGACAAAGGAAUCAGGUUCACAAAAUGAUAGCAGAAUUCAAACUGAUUCCUGGCCUCAAUAAUUUGUUUGACAAACUGAUCUGGAGGAAGCAUUCAGCAUCUGCUCUUGUUCUGCAUGGACACAAUCAAAACUGUGACUGUAGCCCAGAUAUCACUCUAAAGAUACAGUUCCUGAGGCUUCUUCAGAGCUUCAGUGAUCACCACGAGAACAAGUAUCUCCUGUUAAACAGCCAAGAACUUAAUGAGCUGAGUGCAAUCUCCCAUAAAGCCAACAUCCCUGAGGUUGAUGCAGUUGUCAACACAGACAGGAGUCUUGUCUGUGAUGGGAAGAGAGGUUUGUUGACCAGACUGCUUCAGGUCAUGAAGAAGGAACCAGCUGAAUCCUCCUUCAGGUUUUGGCAAGCAAGGGCAGUUGAAAGCUUUUUGCGAGGCACCACCUCCUAUGCAGACCAGAUGUUCCUGCUCAAGAGAGGACUCCUGGAGCAUAUUCUGUACUGCAUUGUUGAUAGUGAGUGCAAAUCACGGGAUGUGCUUCAGAGUUACUUUGACCUUCUGGGAGAACUGAUGAAAUUCAAUAUUGAUGCAUUCAAGAGGUUCAACAAGUACAUCAACACGGAUGAGAAGUUCCAGAUAUUUUUAAACCAGAUCAACAGUUCACUGGUUGACUCCAACAUGCUGGUUCGCUGCAUCACGCUGUCCCUGGACCGGUUUGAGAAUCAAUCUGAUGCUAAAGUUGCAGAAGUCCUGUCAGAGUGCCGCCUGUUAACAUACAUGUCCCAGAUGUCCAUGAGAAUGUCCUUUCUUUUCCGUCUCAUUAAUAUUAUUCAUGUACAGACACUUACACAGGAAAACGUCAGUUGUUUGAACACAAGUUUAGUUAUCCUAAUGCUGGCCCGAAGGAAAGAAAAGCUACCAUUUUAUCUGCGCACUUUGCAACAGAUGGAAUACACAGAGAAGUAUCCAGGCUUCAUCCUGAACAACUUCCACAGUCUUCUGCGAUUCUGGCAACAGCAUUACCUCAACAAGGAUAAAGACAGCACCUGCUUAGAAAAUAGCUCAUGUAUUAGUUUUACCUACUGGAAAGAGACUGUAUCUAUACUGCUCAGUCCAGACCGGACAUCCCCCUGUGCCAUAGUUAGCUACAUCGACGAGGCAUACAUGGACAUUGACAGAGACUUUUCUGAGGAGUAAUUCUUUGCUCUGGCUUCUGAUGGGCAGCACUCAGAGGGUACCUCUCAGCCCGUGGAUUAUCAGGGAUACGCUGUGCUGUGCUGUGUGUGUGCGACUCGGAACCCCACCCCCAUCUCCGACCUCUGAUGGAUGAGACUUUGAAAGCUCUCUGGGUUCACAUUCAGGGAUGUAUUUUCCAGUUGUUCUGGGAUAAAAAGAAUCACCUGCAAAAAAAAUGAGCUCCCCCCACCCUUUUUUUUUUUAACCCCACUUAUUCUCUUUCCCAAUCAAAUGUGGAUGAGUUUUGAGCUGGCAGAUGAGGACAGUCUGUGUGUGCCAAUUGAGUUAUGAUUCUUUCCCAUGGCCAUCACAAUUGGUAAGUCGACAAGCACAGCAAUUGCCCUCCAUCCAAAUGUGAGCUUCAAGGAGCCGCUCUGUUUGGGACCUGGAUGCACCACACACACAGAGGGCUCCCUCCAGGUGCAGCUCCUCUGUUGGGGUUUGGAGCAGGGGGCUUAGGGUUGGUCAGAGUGCGAGUGUGUGUGAGUGUAAGUGUGUGUGCUUUUAAUUCCUGAGAGCCCUUGCUCCAGUCACCUCUUUAUCAUCUACUUUUGGAUCACUUGGUACUAAAUCUGUUCAGCCGCUGUCUGUGUUAGCAGAGAUCCUCUGCUCCUGCUCUCUUUCCUGCAGAUCCUCCCCACCCAAAGGCAUUUCACAGUGCUGCAGAGCACAGGGACAUUGCAGUGGUGGAAUUGCAGCAGGCGUUGCCUUGUUCCAUGGAGCACUAGCAUUAAAAUGUACUAAUUCUUUUUUAAACUUGGGGCUUGUAACUAAUCUGGUUUUAACUCAUUUUCAGGACCCACUGCUCUCAGUGCUCACCUGCAAUGUGUGACAGUCUCUGCUUUCAGUCCUUAACAUCAACACACACGUAAAUCUUUUAAGUGCAAUAUUGAGUGGAGACGUCAGUUAUUCCUGGAUCUGUUUGAACCAGCACGUGUUAAAUGCUGGGAAUAAACACUCUUAGCUGAAAAAGAACUGAGCAGGAUGUGUUGGAAGGGGGAAAGCAGGUUCUAGCAGUCACAACUCAUGCUUGCCAGGUUGAUGCACACCCUGCCAGCUCCCCAGUGCUCAUUGUGUUGCUCCAAGAAUGUCAUGUUCUUGGAGUUGAAGUACAGUCUGCAAUCCUGCACCACUGCAUUGCAUUCAAACAUUGCAUUCAAACCAUCUGCAUCUUGCAGCUCCAGCUUCAAGGAAGGGGAAAUGCAGCUGAGUUUUUAAAGGAAUCUUUUAACUUCUGUGAGUCAAUGCGAUGUUGGCUCUCUCUGGGGCCCAGAGCUGGUUGGUCUCUAUCCCUUUACCAGCAGAACGAAGCCCCCUCUGAGGGGUCCCCUGUGCUGGGACCUGGCUGAGAGGAGGAGGCUUCCAGCCCCACAUACAGGACUUGCUCUCUGAAUCCACCCCUUGCUCAUCUCCCACGUGUGUCCUGCUCCAGCAGCAGGCACUGCUUUGCUUGCAGGGUGCUCAGAGCUGCUGAGCUGGAGCAGGAGCUCCUGGGGGCAUUUAGCCCCUGCUCAGCCUCUGCCCAGCUCCAGCUCCUGGCUGCCCCUCUGCUCUCCAUCAGCUCACCCUGUGCUCUCCCUUCCCCUGGCUAAUUUCUUUCUCAUCUGUAAUUUUUUUUUGUUCUUGUGUAUUUGUGUUUUUUGGUGUAUCUUUGCAUCUUCUUAACUGUAAUAGAUGUACACUUCAAAUAAAUGCUUCAAAUUAAAAGGCUUUUUAAGUUAA